This is a messenger RNA of Dipodomys ordii (Ord's kangaroo rat), 1186 nucleotides long. It is a transcript of the gene Vmac, whose product is annotated as vimentin-type intermediate filament associated coiled-coil protein. The transcript is spliced from 2 exons. Lineage: Eukaryota; Metazoa; Chordata; Mammalia; Rodentia; Heteromyidae. The coding region runs from base 1 to 510 and encodes 169 amino acids. The record is from RefSeq and is a predicted model, not a curated record.
AUGUCUGCACCGCCCGCCCUGCAGAUCCGGGAGGCGAACGCGCACCUGGCAGCCGUGCACCGGCGCGCGGCGGAGCUGGAGGCGCGCCUGGAGGCGGCGGAGCGCACGGUGCGCGCCCAGGCCGAGCGCCUGUCCCGCCAGGACCAGCAGCAGCGCACGGCCCUGGAGGAGCUGGGCCGCGCCAAGGACCGGGAGAUUUCAGCUCUGCAGGAACAGCUGCUGGUAUCCGAGGCCUCUGUCCACAGCCUCCAGGCUGCCUUGCGCCAGCGAGACGAGCUCAUAGGGCAGCUGCGGCCUCGGGCUGAGCUGCUGCAGGACAUCUGUCGCCAGCGGCCAUCCUUGACCACACUGCUGGCUGCCCUGGCCCAGGCCGAGCAGCUGGGGCCCGUGCCGGACAAUGACCCCUGCCAUCUGCUCCCUGGAGGACCUGGCCCGCCCCUAGCCAACAGUACUGGAGAGGAAGGGCGUGAGGAUUACCUUGAGCCUGCGGUGUUUGGGACCACGGUGUGAACCCUGGAGCACAGGGUUGAAGAGCCAGACAUAGAGGAAGUGCCUUUGGGAAUCACCACUGUGGAAAUCACAUCCUGGAGGGCACGCUGGGGACACAGCCAUCAUCCUGUCCAAACAUGGAAAGAAGCAAAAAGCCAAGUUUUCAUUUUUUAAAUUUUUUUCUGCAGUGCUGGAGAUUGCAAAGAUGACUUUUUUUUUUUUAAUAAACGGGAGCCCAUAGGCUGAAUACCACUUAGCCCAGACAAGUUAAAACAAACAGUGAAACUUUGCAUCUCUCAUUGUUGAAAAACUGGCAAUGCUUAUGUGAACACUGUGGAUUGAUUUUUUUUUUUUUUGCUUCAGUCUUGGCAGUCAGUGCCUGCCUGAAUCUGAACCCUAGAUAUUCAGGCUAGGAGAUGUGUUGUCCCUUACUUCUUAGACUACCCAUGGGGCCUGGAAGACUGAGGCAAGUCCUCUCUGUCUCUGUGGACAUAUGUGGUACGUGGGUUGAGUUUUUCUUCUACCUCUCUCCCCACUAGCCCUCUGCCUUCUUGUCAUCGGAAUCAUCUUCCAUCCUUGGGUUAUAGUUUUUUCUUUUUAUCUCAGUCAAAAAUGGGUAGCCUUGCCCAGCAUUGGUGGCUCACACCUGUAAUCUGAGCUACCCAGGAGGCUGAGAUCUGAGGAUCGCGUUUCUCGA